Messenger RNA from Macaca mulatta (Rhesus monkey), 1602 nucleotides. RefSeq names its product parvin gamma (gene PARVG). Lineage: Eukaryota; Metazoa; Chordata; Mammalia; Primates; Cercopithecidae. Gene Ontology annotation, cellular component: cytoplasm; actin cytoskeleton; focal adhesion. The record is from RefSeq and is a predicted model, not a curated record. Gene Ontology annotation, biological process: cell projection assembly; establishment or maintenance of cell polarity regulating cell shape; substrate adhesion-dependent cell spreading. Gene Ontology annotation, molecular function: actin binding.
GGAAGUGACUCACUCCUCCGAGGGCUUGUGGGAGACUCAGCUCAGGGGCAGGCAGGGGGCGUGGGGAAGGCUGCAGCUCAGAGUCCAGAGAGGAGGAAGCUCCUGCCAGCUGAGCGGGCCCUGGAGGAAGUGAACGGCGGGGCUCCUGCCUCCUGGCCUGGUCCCCAAAGCCCCCAGAAGAACCCGGAACCUGCUUUCAUUCGGAACCCAGGGACCACACUUUGCACCCAGUAGGCCGUCGUUUUCCUGCGUGGAGAAAGCGGCUGGGAUUGGGAGGUGAUGGAGCUGGAGUCCUUGUAUGACCUGCUGCAGCUCCCCAAGGGGGUGGAGCCCCCAGCGGAGGAGAUGCUCUCACAAGGAGGAAAGAAGAGAUACCUGCCACCGACUUCCCGGAAGGACCCCAAAUUUGAAGAACUGCAGAAGGUGCUGAUGGAGUGGAUCAACACCACUCUCCUCCCCGAGCACAUUGUGGUCCGCAGCCUGGAGGAGGACAUGUUCGACGGGCUCAUCCUGCACCACCUAUUCCAGAGGCUGGCGGCACUCAAGCUGGAAGCAGAGGACAUCGCCCUGACAGCCGCAAGCCAGAAGCACAAGCUCACAGUGGUGCUGGAGGCCGUGAACCGGAGUCUGCAGCUGGAGGAGCGGCAAGCCAAGUGGAGCGUGGAGACCAUCUUCAACAAGGACCUGCUGUCCACCCUGCACCUCCUUGUGGCCCUGGCCAAGCGCUUCCAGCCCAACCUGUCCCUCCCAACCAACGUCCAGGUGGAGGUCAUCACCAUUGAGAGCACCAAGAGUGGUCUGAAGUCAGAGAAGUCGGUGGAACAGCUCACUGAAUACAGCACAGACAAGGACCAGCCUCCGAAGGACGUCUUUGAUGAAUUAUUUAAGCUGGCUCCGGAGAAAGUGAAUGCAGUGAAAGAGGCCAUCGUGAACUUUGUCAACCAGAAGCUGGACCGCCUGGGCCUGUCUGUGCAGAAUCUGGACACCCAGUUUGCAGACGGGGUCAUCUUACUCCUGCUGAUUGGACAACUUGAAGGCUUCUUCCUGCACUUAAAGGAAUUCUACCUCACUCCCAACUCUCCUGCGGAAAUGGAAUGUGUAAUCGAAGUGCUGAGAGGUCGUCAGCUGCGGAGGGCGGGAACACAGCCCUUGCUGAAGCUUCACAACGUCACCCUGGCACUGGAGCUGCUGAAGGAUGAGGGCCUGCUCAGCUGUCCCGUCAGCCCUGAAGGGCAGGAGGCUGCGACCUUGAGAUUCCAGGGCAUCACCCUCCCAGUUCUGGGCUUCUCAGAAGCAACCGCCCCACCGACCACCCGCAAUGCACACACAUCUCUGGCCAUAUUUCCCUAGGAGCAGCUGACAACAGGGUUCUGUGGUGCUGUGACAGUGGGCCAGGUGUGAUGUGGUGAUGGUUUCCGGAGCAAGGGGCAGGAUCCCUAAAGAGCAGAGUGGACUUCCUAGGAGCUGGGGCAACCUCAGAGCUCCUCCCUCCCUCACACGGCAGCUUCCAAGGUACUGGGAGGGCCCCAGUCAUGCAUGUGCAGCGGCAUGGUCUCGAAUCACUGCGACCUUCGCCUCCUGGGUUCAAGCGAUUCUCCUGCC